AUGCUGUCCCUGCUGCUGCUGUCCCUGCUGUGUGGGGAGUCCCUGCAGGAGAAGCCAGGAUACAAUCUACAGCUGCCGAAGGUGGUGACAGUGCAGGAAGGCCUGUGUGUCAUUGUUCCCUGCAGAUUCUAUUACCCUGAGGAAUCCAGUUUUGCUUCUGACCCACUCUACAUCUACUGGUUUCGCCAAGGGGACAGUCUACGCUAUGAUGAUCUAGUGUUCACAAAUGAGCCGUAUCGAGAAGUGAAUGCAGACACACAGGGCCGAUUCCACCUCCUUGGGAAUCUCAAGUCCAACAACUGUUCCCUGGGCAUUACAGAUGCCAGGAAGAGAGACGCAAGGACCUACUUGUUCCGAGUGGAGAGAGGAUGGAAUGUAAAGUACAACUAUCGAGACACGAAGCUGAACUUGUGGGUGACAGAUCUGACACAGAAACCUGACAUACACACUUUGGAACCUCUGACAUCUGGUCGCCCCACUAACCUGACCUGUAGCCUACCAGGAUCCUGUGAGGAGGAAAAACUUCUCACUUUCUCCUGGAAAGGGGACGCCCUGAGUGCACUGGACUCUCAAGUCCUGAAGUCCUCCGUGCUCACCUUCACCCCAAGACCGCGAGAUCACGGCACCAACCUCACGUGUCGGGUCAAGCACCGAUCAUCUCAGGUGACCACAGAGAGGACCGUUGGGCUCAAUGUCUCCUAUACUCCACAGAAUCUCUCGGUCCUCAUCUUCCUCCAAAAUGACACAGCCUUCAACGUCACAGCGAAUGUCUCAUCCCUUACCAUCCUAGAAGGCCUGUCCCUGCGUCUUGUGUGUGUUGUUGAUAGCAACCCCCCUGCAGUGUUGAGCUGGUCCCAUGGCUCGCUCGCCCUGAAUACCUCCCUCAACAUGAACGCUGUGGACCUGAAGCUGCCUCAAGUAAGGAUUGAGAAUGAAGGAGAGUUCGCCUGCAGAGCUCAGAACCCACUAGGCUCCCAAAAUAUCUCCCUGAACCUCUCUGUGCUUUAUCCUCUACAACUACUGGGGCCCUCCUGCUCCUGGGAGAGCAAGGGUCUGUUCUGUAGCUGCUCUGCCCAAGCCUGGCCAGCUGCUUCCCUGCACUGGUGGAUUGGGGAUGAGCUGGUGGAGGAGAACAGUAGUAAUGUCUCCUUCUCAGUCAUCUCCAGCUCUACUGGGCACUCGACCAACAGCUCCUUGAGACUCAGCCUGAAUCUCAUCUCUGUCCUCAGACUCCGCUGUGAGGCCUGGAAUGAUCAUGGGAAGCAGAAUAGCACUGUCCUUGUCCUGCCAGGAAAAACAGCAUCCAGGGCAGAAAUCAUUCUGGCGGGCCUUGGAGGUGCUGGCGCCAUGGCCUUGUUCUCCCUGUUUCUGUGCCUCACCUUCCUUUGCAUCGUGAAAGCCCGCAGGAAGCAGACGUCAGGGACAGCAGAGGGCAUGGGUGAUGAAGACCCCAUCAUGGGCACCGUCUCCUGGAGUUGCAGACAGAAGCCCUUGCCAGAAGAACCCCCCGACCACGGGACUCCUUCUGGGGACACUCCUCCCUUGAGGGGGGAGCAGGAGCUCCAUUACGCCUCCCUCAGCUUUCAGGGAAUGAAGCCACAAGAGUCUAAAGACCAGGGGGCCAGCAGCACCACAGAGUACUCAGAGAUCAAGAAGAGCAAGUGA
Molecule: messenger RNA, 1665 nt
Organism: Elephantulus edwardii (Cape elephant shrew)
Lineage: Eukaryota; Metazoa; Chordata; Mammalia; Macroscelidea; Macroscelididae
Gene: SIGLEC5
Product: sialic acid binding Ig-like lectin 5
Exons: 9
Coding region: 1-1665 (554 amino acids)
Biological process (GO): cell adhesion
Cellular component (GO): plasma membrane
Molecular function (GO): sialic acid binding
Source: RefSeq, a predicted model, not a curated record